CAACCACACUUACACACCACCAGCACCCGCAAUUGCAAUUGCAAUUGAGAGGACAGCUUUUGAGUGCGAUGACCAGUGUCGACUACAACCACCAACGCCGCUCAACCCUCCACCUACCCUCCCUUUCCCUCUCCUCCUCCUCCUCCUCCUCCUCACCUGCACCCUCACCCCACAACUCGCCCUCAACACUCAACCCAGACAUCAACUACUACCCUACCUCCAGCUCUUACAAUCAUAACAUGGUCGCUAGAGGCUACAGAAAUAGUAGUUCGGCAGCGAGCUCGAAAUUCCUUCCCAGUCCUAUAAGCCCGACGUUUGGAGGACACAUCAGCCCGUUAAGUCCGACGGGGACGUUUGGGGUUAAGGAGGCGUGUUAUCUCGGACGUGGGUCGCAGGCUUCGACAAUGUAUACCGGCACCUCGCUUUCGCAUUCCUUGGUCGAGAUCACCGAGGACUCCGUUUCGCCCAGAUCCCAGAAGAUUUCGCAGAGAGUCUCGCUUGGAGCCGUGGCAGGGAGUGGACCAAACGUCGUCCCUGUCGGUGCAGGAAUCGGGAGAGUAGGCAUGCUGAGGCAAAGAAGAGAAAGCAAGUUCUCAGAUUACGACACAGAGGAGGAGAGAUCUGUGCGGCAUUCGUAUGUCACGACCACGUCCACCGACGAUACCGACAAUGAACUCGAUGCUGGAUGUCUAGAUGCGGAAGAUGCGGAGGACUUGGAAGACGUGGGGUGGGAUGCACAGGCUUUGCUUCAGUGCUUGAGGAGACAGAGUCUCCAAAUCCGACAAUUGCAGAAAGAAAUGCGCGUCCUCGAACGCCGAGUCGCAUCCGUCGACCUGUCAUCCUCCACCGCCGCCGCCGCCGGCGCCCUUUCUACUCGUGAUGCGUCAUUCGGAAGUGGACACCUCUGCAUGUCCGCCUACUCCCACGGGGGAUCAAUGAGCGUUGAGGUGGACAGCCCGGUUGUAAGGGAGAGGAGACCAACGCUGCCGCCUAGCCCACCGCAGAGUGCGCAUGACCUCAAGCUGCGCCAAUUACCACUGUCUCAAGGUAACUUCUUGACGAUGGAUUCGGAGGUGGAGGAUGUCGAGGAGGAGCAGGAGCCGGUUAUUCCCCCGCCUCCAUUGCCGCCGCAUCGUGCGUCCAUUGCCAACGGGCUCAUGUUACCUCCUGCUAGGAGUGGGAGUAUCUCGAUUGCGUUCCCGGUGCCGCAGAGGGGCAGUAUCGCAAUCCCAUCUGUGAGCAGGGAUAGGAUGUCGAGCGUGGCCUUGGGGAGGGAGAGAAUGGGCAGUGUGGUGAGUAGAGCGAUGUCCAUCGUCUCGGCUGUACGUGCCGCGAGCGAGUAUCAGGGUUCGGAGUAUGAAUACUCUGUUUCGCCUGGGACGGACGUCGCUGGUAUUGGCGCAUGGUUUGAGAGGGAGGAGGUGAGGGAGGAGGAGCAGGAGGAGGAAAGGGAGUUUAAUAGGGAUGGGUGGUGGGAGAGUCAGGUCAAGGGUGCGUAUUGGGAUGGGGAGAGUGUUAGUCCCAGGAGUUCGUUUGGAUGUUAAACCUUUCGUAUGGAGUCAUGUUGUGAUUCAGCGAGUACAGUUCUUUACGACGAGGGACUGCUGGAAGGUAUCUCGGAUAUGGAUAUGGAGUUUUGUCGAUUACAGUUUAUACUCCGA
This is a messenger RNA of Saitoella complicata NRRL Y-17804, 1661 nucleotides long. RefSeq lists its product as uncharacterized. The record is from RefSeq and is a predicted model, not a curated record. Lineage: Eukaryota; Fungi; Ascomycota; Saitoellomycetes; Saitoellales; Saitoellaceae. The coding region runs from base 69 to 1544 and encodes 491 amino acids. The transcript has a single exon.